This is a messenger RNA of Iphiclides podalirius (scarce swallowtail), 1344 nucleotides long. NCBI's taxonomy places the organism in Eukaryota, Metazoa, Arthropoda, Insecta, Lepidoptera, Papilionidae. The record is from the annotation of a GenBank genome assembly.
AUGGUUGUUGUGUUACAGUCGAAACUGAACUGCGAGGUGCUGUACGACGAGUUGGCCUUCGAGGUGCGCUGGGCGGUGGCCGGAGACAGCAUUGUGCUCCAGCUGGUCGCGAAGCUUGAGGAUGGAGAAUACAUGUCUUUUGGAAUAUCGGGUAGUCCGAACCAUUCGCAAAUGGUCGGCGGUGACGUGGCCGUGGCGUGGGUGAACAAAACAACCCUCAAGGGCUACUCCGUGGACUACUAUCUGGACGCGAAGAGUCAGUGUGCUGGAGUCCACGGCUCCUGCCCCGAUGAGAGGCUCGCUGAAAACACAAACUCAAUCCGUCUGCUGAACGCAGCCCUCGUGAACGGUUACUCCAUCGUGACGUACCAGCGCGCGCUCAAGGCCGCUGACAAGUUGGACCUUCCCAUCUUCACUAACGCCAGCCAGCCCAUCAUCUGGGCUAUCGGCCCACUAAACUCCCUAGACGAAGUGUCUUAUCACCAUCACUAUACCAAGGGUGACAAGUUCAUCGAGUUUGGUCGACCUCCGGUCUGGAACUGCCCCAUGCCCGAGGGCGAAGAUGAGCACGAAGUGGCAACGGAUAAGACGGAGCCUCCACCGACACGAGCCCCUCACAGGGGACAUCAGACUGCAGUAAUCAAACCGAAUCCCGUUCCAACUCCAAAGCCGGUUGCAAAAGUCACCCCAUGGGAAAUUCCCGGUAUCCAAUGCUAUGAACCACCAGAUGGAGUCUUCUACGCCCAAAUGGGGCCAACUGGAGGCAAACAGGGUUAUUCGGCCAUAACUGGUCACGUCGGCUGGGGUAUCUCUUGGUUCAUCAAUGGGCUGCUCAUUCCCGAGAUCACGGUGGUGCGCGGCAAAAAGUAUACGUUCGUGGUGGAGGGGGGAAGCGACCCCGACGUGCCGGCUCGCUACCACCCCUUCUACAUCACCAAUGAUCCUGUAGGAGGCUACUUCCACAAGUCCAAUGAAGAGAAAGAGAGGGUCGAAGUGUAUGCGGGUGUACGUCGCGCUCGCAACGGCGAGCUGAUCCCCACGGGCGUGGGCCGCCUUUGCAACUGGACUCCCGACAGUUCCGGGCCAGAGGCCGACGAGUACCCAAGCUUUGGGGCCUAUCAGCGCUCGCUCACACUCGUCUGCGAGGAGGGCAACCCAGGUGUAGUCACCUGGACCCCGGAUCGGAAUACCCCGGACACAGUUUAUUAUCAAUGUUUCACACAUCGAUAUCUCGGUUGGAAGAUAAACGUUGUAGAUGAAUGUGAUGCUACAGAGGCAGAAGAGAGCAGAGUAAUCCAAACAGUUGCUUUGCCAGGAGAUUUAUUUAGCGAGGAGUCUAUUCAG